CAUGCAUCAAGAUCUGAGCUGAGGUGGAGUGGCUGGGCUCAUAGGAGAUAAUGUCCCCUGGAACAACAGCUGACCUACCUACAAGUUCAGCCUGGAGUAGUCCUUCUGUGAGAAGGUCAAGGGGGACAGGCUGUCAUCCUGGUUGGGUUCUGCUUUGGAAUGUUAGAAAGGACAUAAAGAAGGUGGACAGAGAAUUAAGGCAAUUGCGAUGUAUCGACGAAGUCAGCUCCCGCUGCCUGUGUGACCUGUACAUGCACCCAUACUGCUGCUGUGAGCUGCACCCCUACCCCUACUGCCUCUGCUACUCGAAGCGCUCAUGCUCCUGUGGCCUGUGUGACCUCUACUACCCGUGUUGCCUGUGCGACUACAAGCUGUACUGCCUUCGCCCAUCAUUCCGCAGCUUGGAGAAGAAAGCCAUCCAUGCCAUUGAGGAUGAGAAGAGAGAGCUGGCCAAGCUUCGAAGAACAACAAAUAGAUUCCUGGCCUCCUCUUGCUGUAGCAGUAACAUUUUGGGAUCAGUGAAUGUGUGUGGCUUUGAACCUGAUCAAGUCAAGGUGCGAGUGAAGGAUGGAAAGGUGUGUGUAUCAGCGGAGAGGGAGAACAGGUACGAUUGCCUCGGAUCCAAAAAGUACAGCUACAUGAACAUCUGCAAAGAGUUCAGCUUGCCGCCAUGUGUAGAUGAGAAAGACGUAACAUACUCCUAUGGGCUCGGGAGCUGUGUCAAGAUCGAGUCUCCAUGCUACCCUUGCACCUCUCCCUGCAACCCUUGCAACCCCUGCAACCCCUGCAAUCCCUGCAGCCCCUGUAACCCCUGCAGCCCCUGUGACCCUUGUAACCCCUGCGACCCCUGCGACCCCUGUGGAAGCCGAUUUUCCUGUAGGAAGAUGAUCUUGUAAGGUGUAUGUAAGAACUUAUGUCUUAGCAGAAGUCAAGCACUCCCAUCAGGCAGCUCUUCCAGCGUUUCUCCCCUUCCCAUAGCCUGUGCUGUUUAAGCACAUAGGAA
Messenger RNA from Nannospalax galili (Upper Galilee mountains blind mole rat), 1003 nucleotides. RefSeq names its product outer dense fiber of sperm tails 1 (gene Odf1). The record is from RefSeq and is a predicted model, not a curated record. The transcript is spliced from 3 exons. Lineage: Eukaryota; Metazoa; Chordata; Mammalia; Rodentia; Spalacidae. Gene Ontology annotation, cellular component: outer dense fiber. Bases 51 to 896 code for a protein of 281 amino acids.